AUGGCUCUGGAGGCUAACUUUUUGAUGGAUGGCUCUGCAAGUUCUUUGAAAAAAGACUUUAAAAAUAGCACCCUCUCGCCCUCGCCAAGUUUCUCCUCCAUUCCAGUUUGCGGCGGCACCAUUUCUCUUCAACCCCAGCCUCUCGCAUCCCUCUUCAACCCUAACCCAAGAAAUGGCCGUCUCCUUCAGCUUCUGCCGCGCUGCGCCAUUGCCGAAGCUCUCCUCCUCCGCGCCCCGCUCUCCCACAGCUGCCGCCACCGCUCCUACGCGCCGUUCUCGUCGGCGGCGCUCAUCCUCCGGUUCCCCCCCAACUUCGUGCGCCAGCUGAGCACGAAGGCGCGCCGCAACUGCAGCAACAUCGGCGUCGCGCAGAUCGUCGCCGCCUCGUGGUCCGACACCCCGCCCUCCUCCGCCGCCGCCUCCGCCUCCGCCUCUCCCAUCGCGGAGACGGAGGUUGGAGGCGACGGCGCCGCCGCCCUCGCCGAUAACCCUGUACAGUCGCCACUCGCCGCCGCGGAAGCCGAUCCGAAGGCCGCGGCGCUCGCUGCAGCGUUUCUGAGCUCCGACGGGAGCCUCGCAGUUCAUGCCGGUGAAAGAUUAGGGCGCGGGAUUACUACGGACGCCAUUACCACCCCGGUCGUCAACACCUCUGCAUACUGGUUCAAGAACACGCAGGAGCUGGUUGAUUUCAAGGAGGGGAGGCAUGAGAGCUACGAAUAUGGUCGAUAUGGAAACCCAACUACGAAGGUUUUGGAGGAAAAGAUUAGUGCACUGGAGCGGGCCGAAUCCACUUUAUUUGUCUCAUCUGGUAUGUAUGCUAGUGUGGCCAUGUUUAAUGGGCUUGUUCCUGCUGGUGGGCACAUCAUUACUACCACUGAUUGCUACAGGAAGACUAGGAUUUACAUUGAGAAUGAGCUUCCUAAAAUGGGAAUUUCGGCAACUGUCAUUGAUCCUGCUGAUAUGGACUCUCUGAAAAGUGCACUGGAUCAAAAUAAUGUUACUCUUUUCUUCACGGAGUCUCCUACCAAUCCAUUCCUUCGAUGCGUUGAUAUUGAAUUGGUUUCACAGCUUUGCCACAGCAAAGGAGCGUUGGUUUGUAUAGAUGGAACCUUUGCCUCACCUGUCAAUCAGAAGGCCUUAACUUUGGGUGCUGAUCUAGUUCUACAUUCUGCAACAAAGUUUAUUGCUGGUCACAAUGAUGUUCUUGCAGGAUGCAUCAGUGGUUCAGAGAAACUAAUCUCUAAAAUUCGCCUUUAUCAUCAUGUUGUUGGUGGUGUUAUUAAUCCCAAUGCCGCAUAUAUGAUCAUUCGAGGCAUGAAGACGCUGCAUCUUCGUGUACAGCAUCAGAAUAAUACAGCAUUGAGGAUGGCCCAGUUUUUAGAGGAACAUCCCAAGAUUGUACGUGUUUACUACCCGGGCCUGCCAAGCCAUCCAGAACAUCACAUCGCCAAGCGGCAAAUGACUGGUUUUGGUGGUGUAGUCAGUUUUGAGGUUGCUGGAGGCUUUAUGUCUGCGGAGAAUUUUGUAGAUUCCCUAAAGAUACCAUACAUUGCCCCUUCAUUUGGGGGUUGCGAGAGUUUAGUGGACCAGCCUGCCGUCAUGUCUUACUGGGACCUGUUUUCGUCGGAGAGAACUCAGUUUGUCGGUAGGGACCUGGUUUUGUCGGAGAGAGCAAAAUACGGGAUCGAGGGCAACCUGGUCAGGUUCAGCUUUGGGGUCGAGGACUUUGAGGAUUUGAAGGCCGACAUUGUUCAUGCCCUCGAAAAGAUCUAGACUGUUACCUGCCUUUCCUCGCCAGUUUGUUAUGUGGACUCGAUCCCCUUGACGUUCUUUGAUUUCUAUUCCUCUGAAAAACUUGCUGAGUUCAUUUGAUGAGCAGGGAACAUUUGUGCUAUUUGCAUUGUUCUUUUCGAGUACUUUUCUACUUAAUGCAAUUUGUAUUCAGUGCUGGAGGCUUCAUUUC
This is a messenger RNA of Ananas comosus (pineapple), 1963 nucleotides long. Its product is annotated as cystathionine gamma-synthase 1, chloroplastic-like. Gene Ontology annotation, biological process: transsulfuration. The record is from RefSeq and is a predicted model, not a curated record. The coding region runs from base 1 to 1773 and encodes 590 amino acids. Gene Ontology annotation, cellular component: chloroplast. Gene Ontology annotation, molecular function: cystathionine gamma-synthase activity; pyridoxal phosphate binding. The transcript is spliced from 12 exons. Lineage: Eukaryota; Viridiplantae; Streptophyta; Magnoliopsida; Poales; Bromeliaceae.